Molecule: messenger RNA, 426 nt
Organism: Cladocopium goreaui
Lineage: Eukaryota; Dinophyceae; Suessiales; Symbiodiniaceae
Source: the annotation of a GenBank genome assembly
AGUGGACCAAGAGGGGAGUGUUGCGGGUUCCUUUGAAGCCGAAGCCAAUCUGACUGUUCGGCUCAAUGGGUGGUGCUUGUCGCUAUUUCCAUCCCAACUGGUUCACGCGUUACUACUGGGGCUUUAUGGCUUCUGUCAACCUCGCUGGUUUCAUGGCAGAUCAGCAGUACGGUGUGGACCGUUCAAAGAAUCCCAACAUCAUGUGGCCUUGGUGGCACGAGAUCAUGAGGAAGAAGGAGAAGGGUGAGAUUCCCAUGGAAAUGCCCGGCUACAUGCUUGCUAAGUUCCGCAAUGAGUGUGAGGAGAAGUGGACGACCCAGAGAAGCGAUGAGUUCUCAGACUUCCUGAACGUGAUGGAAGCUGAGUGAGCGGAGCACGCGUGCGACGGGUUUGGGAUCAGAAUCGCGGGGUUCAAUGAAUUUUCCC